UGUCCAAUUCCCUCCUCCCCAAAGGUGCUAUUGUACAAAAGCGGGCAGAAUUUCAGGCUCUUUGCUGAUUUGGGAGUCAUUUCUCACAACAAUUACACAGCAGAGAAGUUACACCCGGACAUCCACAAAGCCCAUCUUCCUACUGAACUGAGUUUGAGAGUCUGAAGAAUUUCCAGAAAGAUGGCAGGGAAACCUAAACUGCACUACACUCGGGGAAGAGGGAAAAUGGAAUCUAUCCGCUGGCUACUCGCGGCAGCCGGAGUUGAGUUUGAAGAACAAUUUUUGGAAACGAAUAAAGAUCUGGAGAAGUUGCGCAGUGAUGGAUGCCUGCUUUUCCAGCAAGUGCCCAUGGUGGAAAUAGAUGGGAUGAAGCUGGUGCAAACACGAGCCAUUCUCUGCUAUAUUGCAGCAAAAUACAAUCUCUAUGGAAAGGAUUUGAAAGAAAGAGCACU
Thamnophis sirtalis is the source of this 452-nucleotide messenger RNA. The record is from RefSeq and is a predicted model, not a curated record. Lineage: Eukaryota; Metazoa; Chordata; Lepidosauria; Squamata; Natricidae.